AUGCAUUUGUCUAGGGACACAGUUGUCUGGUACACAAAUGCCCAGUAUGCAACUGUCUGUCCACCCCAAAUCUCACAUAGUAGUUUCAAGUCUUCUUCGUUACUUUUCUUUUUCUUGUUAUUCUUCUUUUUUUAUUUCUUUCAUAUUUCUUUUCUCCUUUGCCUUCAUUUUUUCUCUUUCUUCUUUCCCUUACCUUUUUUCUUUGUUAUUCUAUUUAUGUCUUUCUUUUUCUUUUCUCCUUUUUCCUUCAUUUUUUUCUCUUUGUUCUUUCCCUUACUUUCUUUUUCUUUGUUAUUUUUAUUUCUUUCUAUUUAUCUGCUUUUUCUGUCUUUCUUUUUGAUUUUUCAUUGCAUUUCAUUCUUUUCUUCUCUUCAUUCUGUUAUUUCAAUUUUCUUUCCAAGUUUUUCCUUUUCCUUAUUCUUUUAUAACUUCCUUUCUUUCUUUUCUCUAUUUCAAUUUUCUGCCUUUCAGUUGUUUUUCUUCAUCUCUUUCACCAAUAUUUUUUCCAUUCAUUCACUCAUUUUUAUUUUUGGUUUCUUAAUUCCUCUCUUUCUAAUUUUUUCUGUUUUUUUUUUUCUUCCUUUCUUCUUUCAUACCAUUUUUUCAUUAGAUUUCUUUGCUCUAUAUUGGGAUUUUUUUUCUUUCCUUGGAUUUAUUAUUUUGUUUCUUUUUGGUUUGUCACUAAACUUCCUUCAUAAAUACUCCAUUUUUUAUCAUCUCUUUUCUUUCUUUCUUUCUCUCAUUUUUUUUUUACCACAUUCAUUGUUUUUCCUUUAUUUGUUCCUUUUUCUAAUAUGCUAUUUCUUUUCUUUCCUUUUUCCUUCAUUUUUUUGUCCUGCUUCUAAUUUAUCAUUGUUUUUUUUCUCCCUCUAUCUUCAAUCCUUCAGAACACCAUUUUCCAUAAAAGCAACACCAUCAAAAUGA
This is a messenger RNA of Acanthosepion pharaonis, 924 nucleotides long. Lineage: Eukaryota; Metazoa; Mollusca; Cephalopoda; Sepiida; Sepiidae. The record is from the annotation of a GenBank genome assembly.